This is a messenger RNA of Aspergillus heteromorphus CBS 117.55, 1851 nucleotides long. RefSeq lists its product as uncharacterized. The record is from RefSeq and is a predicted model, not a curated record. The transcript is spliced from 2 exons. Bases 1 to 1611 code for a protein of 536 amino acids. Lineage: Eukaryota; Fungi; Ascomycota; Eurotiomycetes; Eurotiales; Aspergillaceae.
AUGUCCGUAAUACUCGGGUCUGCCCCGCGCUUCUUGCCAGCACGGCUGGCUACUUUCGGACGCCGUCAUGCUCAGGCAAACCUGAGCCCGUUGGUUCGACAGCUCCCCAUACGAAGAACAGUCGCAACACACGGCAGCACAGCAGCCAGAUACAGUCCCUUGGCCUAUACAUUGCUAACAAGGACCCCGGAAGCAAUUACUCCAGAUGACGUGCUUUCGAGCUUGCCUCCUAUCCCAGGGUCCCUGACACCCGCAGACUACGUUCCCGUCCUUUUCGUCACGCCCGCCUUUGCCAGUUGGAUUGAUACCUCGUCGCACGGGUUUCUUGAACAAUGGAUCAAUCGCUUUUAUCCCAACACCUCGAAAUGUGAACACACCAGGCCUGUAGACGCUAUUGUUGCGGUGGUGGAUAGACUGCCCGAUCAUCGCGUGAACACCGAGGAAGCUAUCGACGGGGUGUGCACACCAGAGUCCGAGGGGAUUUCACUUCUACUGGUGAAUGCAGACAAUGUACGGGGGAAAGCCGCUGCACCUCGUCGGAUUCGGAGUAUGGAAGCUGCGGAGUCAAGUCUGGUCUUUGUAAUUCAGAACGGCGACACGCGCUUAUUUAGCAAAUCACCGACGCACGAGAUUGGGCUACGACUUGCAAACACAAUAUUUGUCAACGGCAACGAGAACACCCUGUUUGGGACACGCUGGGUCUACACGCCUUCGCACGGUUAUGCUUUGGAUCAAUCAGUCAACCUGUCAAGCUGUGUCGUCACAUCGAAUGCGAGUGCAGUCAGUGACUCAUUUAAUCUUCCGCUGUACCCUGUUGGCCAACGAAGGAGAGUUAUAUCGAGCAUGGGGAACAUCCUCCGUCAGCUAGCGAAGCAUACGGACAGCCAAUCAUCUGCUCCGAUGCCAGCUUCGUCCGAGCUAGAGAAAGAGCUCCCGCGCUAUAUUGCGGAACAUGGCAUCGUUGAUCAGAGAGUCUCCGUCUGGGCUUUAAUCGAGGAUAGCGAGGACGGUUUCCAAAUGGACGCAAACACCAACACCCAAAAAAGCCUCGUCAGCUCGAUUCGGAAAGGAGGCGCACUCCACCGGGUCAUGAGUGGUGGAGGGGGAUGGGGCAAGAAACAAGGUCUCUUGUCAUUGGAUCCUGAAACGACUUUCUUAGAAGCAGAUGGGAGAUGCGGACUGUUGGGCCUAGAUGAUGUCUUCAAUAAUGCGCAUUCACCACCAGAUGCCCCGCCGCCGCCGCCGCCACCGCCGUCCUUUGACAUGCCAUACUUUGGGGACGAUCUGUCGGCCUUGUCCCAAGCAGCAAGGCCGGGCGAUUAUGUCCAGUUUUUUGUCUCUUUAGAACCCGAUCAUGUCCCAGCGCGUGAGCAUGAAGAUGGGAGCAUAUCAUUUCACUUUGGCGUUGUUUCUGAUGCCGAGACCGUUGUACAAAGCACCGAUUCCACGAAGAAGGACUUGGUAGUCGCGUCCAACUACUUCGGGGCGCUAUCGGAGAGAGCUAUCACCUACUUGCAACCGAUGAGUGGAGCGGAGUCUGCCGAAGUGGUGCAAGAGUCGAGUGCCAAGUUCGAUAUCCCCGGAUGUCGGGUGGAAGUGGUAAUGAAAUGAUCCCAGUUCAAGGAUCUGAAAUGCGUAUAUGUAUAGGUACGAUUUUUUUGUCUGAACAGCAUGUCAAUCAAAUGUCGUCGUAGUAAAUUUAAAACAUCGCGAGGAUCGAGAUAAGAGGUUGAUGGGAUGCUGAUUUACUCUACACUACUCCGUGAUUAGCGUCGGCUCAUCGCGGAAGCGAAUUAGACCUGGUAAAGGAUGGUCUGGUAGAUAUUUAUCAUGUCCAAAUCUAAAGAAAGC